AUGUGUCUCCCGCGGCUCAUCUAUGAUGAUGUUCCCCCAAACUCCUCAACGCUCCUGCGUGAGCACCGUGCCGCGGCCACCAUCCAGCAUGCGUACCGGGGGCACCGUAAGCGCCAAGCGGCCGCCCGGAAGAUCCAGAAUUUCAUGAGGCAGAGCCGGAUCAAACUUCGCAAAAUGCACGAGCAAAGCGGCGUCGCGUGUACGAUGGAGCCGGUGGGAACGGAGGAUGGAGCGUUGUGCCUGCCGGGCAACCGUCCGUCGGUGCAUCUGCCCACCGGGGUGCCAACAGCAACAGUCAAUUAUGCUGAAUACUACACAACACCAAAUAGCGACCUUCUCCACUACGACCCCGGCGUCCACGGGGCUCCAAAUGACACCCAACUGCAAUAUGGUGGCCAACAACAGCAGCAACAGCAACACUACAUCCCACAACAACAACACCCCCUCCACCACCACGGCGGCUAUUCAACCGCCCACCCAACUGCAGCAACAAGUACAGCAGCAACAGCUGGCCCAUCAAGGACCACUGCCCCCGAUUCACACUAUACAACCAUCGACCAAUGCCAGCAGCAUGCGCCAUGGAUGCUGAACGAGCCGCGC
Messenger RNA from Mesorhabditis spiculigera, 600 nucleotides. NCBI's taxonomy places the organism in Eukaryota, Metazoa, Nematoda, Chromadorea, Rhabditida, Rhabditidae. The record is from the annotation of a GenBank genome assembly.